This is a messenger RNA of Macrosiphum euphorbiae (potato aphid), 891 nucleotides long. The record is from the annotation of a GenBank genome assembly. NCBI's taxonomy places the organism in Eukaryota, Metazoa, Arthropoda, Insecta, Hemiptera, Aphididae.
AUGACGGAAAUCAGCAACAUACAACUGGGCAACACGGCCAAUAUAGUGCUGUACGCGGACGAUAUUGCGCUCACGGUGGCAGCGGCGAGGCCCCACACUGCACAUAGCAGAAUCGAGAGUUACCUUGACAGCCUUAAAACGUGGGCUAAGGCAUACGAGGUGGAGUUCUCGCCGACCAAGAGUCAGUUACUUAGCCUGAAAGGAGGACUGAAGCCCGGCUACUCAAUCGACUUUGACUCAGGUGAUAACGACGCCAGGAUCGUGGCUGAAGCGACAGCAAAGUACCUGGGCGUCAUUCUGGACCCCAGAGAGAGCUUCUGGGACCACGUGUCGUCCCUCAAAACGAAAUCAGAGGGCAUGUACCGCAGACUCCGACAAAUGACGUCGGCUAAUUGGGGCAUGGGCCGAGCGUUAGCCAAAGUCGUAUACGAAGCGGUCUUCCUCCCUCAUAUCACAUACGCGGCUGAAAUCUGGGCCGAAGGAGGGUGCGCCCUAAAGAAGAGCAUCGCAGCCCUUGGAAGCAUGCAAAGAGAACCGCUCAGGGCAAUUACGAGCAGUUACAAGACUGUGUCAACUAACUGCCUCUCGGUCGUGGAGGGGGUACUCCCACUCGACCUUGAGGUCAGGAGGGUAAAGCAGAAAUGUACCCUAAGAGCCGGCGAGAAGCUCUUCAGCUUCAAGCUCCAGCCUAACCCCAACUGCGCCUGCGGUAAUGGGGCAGAGAAAGUCAGGCAUGUACUCCUGUCAUGCACAAGGACGCUAGGGUUCCGUGAAGAGCUCAUAGCCACAAUGGCGGAAGAUGGGGUGGCUUGGCAACCGGAAAGUGAAGCCUUCCUCAGUACUAGAAAAACAUAUGAAGCACUAAAAAGGUUCAGCAAAAACAGUUUGUAG